Lytechinus pictus (painted urchin) is the source of this 1380-nucleotide messenger RNA. Its product is annotated as calcium-activated chloride channel regulator 1-like. Gene Ontology annotation, molecular function: protein binding. The transcript is spliced from 3 exons. The record is from RefSeq and is a predicted model, not a curated record. The coding region runs from base 7 to 963 and encodes 318 amino acids. NCBI's taxonomy places the organism in Eukaryota, Metazoa, Echinodermata, Echinoidea, Temnopleuroida, Toxopneustidae.
GACGUUAUGAAAGAUGACGGAGCAUAUUCAGGAUACUUCACGGAUUUCCAAGAUAAUGGUAGACAUGAUGUCAAGGUCAAUGUUACAGGAUACAUUGCUGUAGAAGGAGGAUCAUGGAGAGAGAGGAGGUCAGCUGAAUCUAGCGAUUCGGUUCCGGCAGCAGCACAGUCUUUCAUGCGUACAGCAUCAGGGGGUGUCUUCAAGGUCGAAGGCUACAGACCUUACGCUCCAGACAUCCUUCCACCGUCCCGUAUUCGUGACCUGGUCUAUACCUCAUUUUCAUACGAUAACAGCACAGUGACACUCAGCUGGACUGCUGUAGGAGAUGACCUAGACCAAGGAACGGCAUCCAGAUACGAGCUCCGCUAUUCUACCAAUUUCUUUGACCUCCGAAACAACUUUGGUAGUUGUCAUGAGGUUACACAAGAUCAACUAGUCUACGGGAACCUCGCCAACAUCAACCCAUCAGGGGUUACUGAAACCAUCACCGUUACCCUACCAGAAAGAGGGCAAGGUAUUGUGUACAACUUCGCAAUAAGGGCGUGGGAUGAGGCUGGAAAUGGAGGAGAUCUGUCGAAUUUCGCUUCCUUGUCAAUCCGCUUUAUACCAGAGCCUAUCGAACCAACUACCCAAUACCAAUCAUCCACCAAUCCGACAACACUGGGUGAAUCGUCUACCAGCCCAACUAUGGCAGGCCAAUCAUCUACCAAUCUGACUACACCAGACGAGUCGAAUUCCAAACCGACUAAUGAACCGGAAUUUCACCCCGAUAAAAAAUACAUCGGUAUAUGGUGCGCGGUCGUAGCGGGGGUCCUCGCUGGAAUUUGCAUUCCUAUCGUUUGCGUUUGGAUCUCUUACAGACGCAAGUAUCCCGUGAAAUUCAAAACAGAGGAUGGGAUCCAAAGUGGAGGGGUGGAGAAAGUAAAUCCAACCUAUAGCAACCCCACUUUUACUCCAAUAUAAUUUGCUCCCGCAACAUGUGAAUAGUGUGAAAGAAGGCAGUAGAAACGAUUAAUAUUUUCAUUUUUGGUGAAUGUAAAUUCCUAUUAAAUGUACUGGAUCAUUUUGUCUAAACAACGCACAGUUCCCAUGUAUUGCUUGUUCAAUUUCAUCGCGGUAAAGAGACCACAGCUUGACACACGUAGAACUAUUUUGUUGAGAGCAAAACUGGAAUUUAGUACCCACCCUUCCCGUAAAUACAUAUUUCAAGAUCCUAUAAGAUUCUUUUAUAAUAGCAAAUAUAUUUUUGAAAUGAUUCAUGGAAGGCUUAUGUACUUAAACGAAAUCUACUUAUUGACCACUUUUUGUCUUCACGUUUCCUUCACUACUCACAUAGAAAUGCGUUAAUAAAAAGGAUUGAAAAUGUAGAGUCAAAGUCAC